This is a messenger RNA of Echinops telfairi (small Madagascar hedgehog), 2531 nucleotides long. It is a transcript of the gene SPDL1, whose product is annotated as spindle apparatus coiled-coil protein 1. Lineage: Eukaryota; Metazoa; Chordata; Mammalia; Afrosoricida; Tenrecidae. The transcript has 12 exons. Gene Ontology annotation, molecular function: kinetochore binding. Bases 99 to 1793 code for a protein of 564 amino acids. Gene Ontology annotation, biological process: protein localization to kinetochore; mitotic metaphase chromosome alignment; establishment of mitotic spindle orientation. Gene Ontology annotation, cellular component: spindle pole; outer kinetochore. The record is from RefSeq and is a predicted model, not a curated record.
GUGUCGGGCGGUCUCGGUCGAGAAUCCGCGUGCGGGGACGCCGGCCGCAGCUUCGCGGGGAGGAGAGAGGAGAAAGUAGGCUAAAACAGGCAAAGGACAUGGAGGCAGAUAUAAUCGCAGGUCUUCGAUCCAAGCUCAAAGAGGUUGAAGAAGAGCGACUGAAAGCUGCACAGUAUGGUUUACAGCUAGUGGAGAGCCAAAAUGAGCUGCAGAAUCAGUUGGAUAAAUGUCGCAAUGAAAUGAUGACCAUCACCGAGAAUUAUGAACAAGAAAAAUAUACUCUUCAGAGAGAAGUAGAGCUCAAGAGUCGAAUGUUAGAGAGUUUGGCUUCUGAGUGUGAAGCCAUUAAACAGCAACAAAAAAUGCAUUUGGAGAAAUUAGAAGAACAGCUGAGCAGACGCCACGGGCAGGAAGUUAAUGAACUGAAAGAUAAGUUAGAAAAGCUGAAAGCAGAAUUGGAUGAAGCAAGGCUGAACGAGAAGCAGCUGAAGCACAAAGUGGACCAUCAGAAGGCACUCCUGUCCUCCAAGUCGGAGGACAUCCGCGCCAUAUGUGAGCGUGCGCACGAAAGCACGUCUUCAGAGAUGCUGGGUCUUCAGCUCGAGCUGACGGAAAUGGAAAGUGUGAAGAUGGCCCUCAAAGAGGAAGUGAAUGAACUGAAGUACCGGCAAGAACAACUGGAACUGCUCAGUAAUAACUUGCUGCGCCAGGUGGAGCGGCUGAAAGAAGAAAAGCAGGAGCGAGAGAGAGAAGCGGUGUCUUACUGCAAUGCCUUAGAGAAAGCUCGGGUAGCAAAUCAAGAUCUUCAAGUGCAAUUGGACCAGGCACUCCAGCAAGCCUUGGACCCCAGUAGUAAAGGCAACUCUUUGUUUGCAGAGGUGGAAGAUCGAAGAGCAGCAAUGGAACGCCAGCUCAUCAGUAUGAAAGUCAAGUAUCAAUCCCUAAAGAAACAAAAUGUGUUUAAUCGAGAACAGAUGCAAAGAAUGAAGUUACAAAUAGCCACCUUGCUACAGAUGAAAGGGUCUCAGACUGAACACGAGCAGCAGGAGCGGUUGUUUGCCAUGCUGGAACAGAAGAAUGGUGAAAUAAAACAUCUUUUAGGUGAAAUUAGAAAUCUGGAGAAAUUCAAGAGUUUAUAUGAAAGUAUGGGGUCUCAGCCUUCAGCCAACUCUGACGUUAUGGAUGAUAGUACCUAUUAUACAGAUUUACUUCAGAUAAAGCUUGAUAACUUAAACAAAGAAAUUGCAAGCACCAAAGAUGAGCUCUCCUUACAGCGAAUGAAAGCAUUAUUUGAGAGCCAGCAAGCUCUGGAUAUUGAGCGAAAACUUUUUGCAAAUGAAAGAUUCUCCCAGCUUUCCCAAAGUGAAAAUAUGAAGCUUAGAGCCAAACUAGAUGAAUUAAAACUGAAGUAUGAACCUGAAGCUCAGGAAGAGGAGGCGUGGGCCUGGCCCAACAACUCGGGAGAUAACUUGCAGUUAGAAAUGACAGUUUCUGAGAACACGCCAAUGGCCAGUCUCUCUCCCAACCAAGGCCAGUCGGGGGAAUUUCAGCCCACAAAGGAGAAGAAGCGUGUGACGCUCGCAGGCGUUCCAGUGGACUCUGAAGCUCUGAGUGAAAGAAGUGGAAACACGCUGAACUCUGCCAGGUUAAUUGCUGAAUCAAAGCUUCAAACAGAAGUUAAAGAAGGCAAAGAAACUACAAGCAAAUUGGAAAAGGAAACUUGUAAGAAAUCGCACCCUAUUUUGUACGUGUCGUCCAAAGCAACUCCAGAGACCCAGUGCCCUCAGCAGUAAAGAUUUUUCUGUAAUGAGAGUAAAGUACCGUGGGCGCCAGAGGUUUCCGUGCAGUUUAGUGAAGAUCGCCUGGUCUGAAGUGUACAGACCGGGGUAGGGGGACAUGUUUAUAUCUGUGCUCAUUGUGCCAGGACCUGCAUUUCCAUGAGGCUUUGGCCAAGUGCUCAACAGUUGGUCAAGACUAACGUGGAGAGUCCUUGAAUUGUGCUCUGUCAGGGCGCUUCUGGAAAUCACUAUAAAUGAACUACCUGAAGGAGACAUAGUUAAUAAAAAUCUUUUGGCUGCACUGCGUAUGGGUGUCUGAGUGAUUUGAGCAGCUAAGGACCUAGUGAUUUACCUUGAGAGCCAUGUAUUUGAAAAGAGAACAGGGAAAUCAUUAACAAUAUUUUCCUGUGUAUUUUUUAUUAUCUUAGCUUUUUCAGUGUACUGUAAAAAUAGGAUAUUUGAUUUUUAAAUAUUUAUUAUAUUGUUACAGGAUUUCAUCGGUGUUUAACGAAACUAUGCUAAUCUUUGUAUUCACAUACACAAUUUAAAUUUUCUUAUGAAACAAGCCAUUUUGACAUCUAAAAUGAAACUGCAGUUUCUUCCCUUUCCUUAUUCUUUCUGUAUAGAAAUCAGCAUGUUACCAAAAGGGAAUAAAGUAGAGAAAAAAAGAAAAUUCAGGAAGUCUUGAUUCCAUGAAACAUAUAUACUUAACUAAUAAUGCAAUUUUCAAAUAAAGAAUUUUUCUCCUUUAAA